AAAGCCUUUUGUUGUAAUCUUAGCCAAUAGAGACGGAUUACGACACUGGGCAGCCGACAUAUAUAAAGGGGGGCUUUCCAAACGCACUUGCACACUUUCAAUGACAGAUCAUUCAACACCGUGGACUAAACAGUGACAGAAUAGGUCAACCUACCAACAAAUUUAAUAAAAGGAAAUGCAGACAUUAAGCUAACCUAACUCUCAGAUCAAACAUCGAGGACAUCAUUUUGGACUCAUUGAUAAUUUCCAAUUAUGGCUCUCAUGCACCGGUUGAAAUAAUUUGGAGACAGCCACCGUUGAACUAGUUGCACUUCAUUGCACGUCUUCUUUAGGACGUAGGAAUAACAAGGACCAACAAUAUUAUUCAAGAAGAUACAGAAGGAAAACUGUUUUUAACUAUCAUCAUCAUGUCAAGGUAUAACUUUUUGCUGUGUCUGGUGAUCAUUUCCUUGGAACUGUCCGCCAGUAACGAGCCCAACCUCUUUCUCCCACCGGUAAGCGAGAUGCCCACGGACGCUGGUGUUUCGCUUAUCGAGGUGGAGGACGCAGGCGUUCGCGAGUGCUCCGCGUGCGUGUGGCGGGAACAGAGCAAGGUGCUCAGGCUUGAGACCAUCAAGUCCCAGAUCCUUAGCAAGCUCCGGCUGAAACAUGCGCCAAACAUCAGCCGCGAGGUGGUCAACCAGCUCUUGCCCAAGGCACCCCCGCUGCAGCAGCUCCUGGACCAUCACGACUUCCAAGGGGACGCUUCUUCACAGGACGAGUUUAUGGAGGCUGAUGAGUAUCAUGCCACAACGGAGUCAGUUAUCACAAUGGCAUCGGAGCCCGAACCCCUGGUGCAGGUGGAUGGCAAACCCAGCUGCUGCUUCUUCAAGUUCAGCCCCAAGCUGAUGUUCACCAAGGUGCUGAAGGCUCAGCUGUGGGUGUACCUGCGUCCCCUGCAGCAGACCUCCACGGUCUACCUGCAGAUCCUGCGCCUGAAGCCCAUCACCGAGCAGGGCAGCCGCCACAUCCGCAUCCGCUCACUCAAGAUCGAGCUCAACUCCCGCUCCGGUCACUGGCAGAGCAUCGACUUCAAGCAUGUGCUGCAGAACUGGUUCAAACAGCCACACACCAACUGGGGCAUCGACAUCAACGCCUUUGACGAGAGCGGGAAUGACCUCGCCGUCACGUCACUCAGACCUGGCGAGGAGGGACUGCAGCCGUUUCUGGAGGUGAAGGUUCUCGAGACGACCAAACGCUCAAGGCGGAACCUGGGCCUGGACUGCGACGAGCACUCCACCGAGUCCCGCUGCUGCCGCUACCCCCUCACCGUCGACUUCGAGGCCUUCGGCUGGGACUGGAUCAUCGCCCCCAAGCGCUACAAGGCCAACUACUGCUCGGGCCAGUGCGAGUACAUGUUCAUGCAGAAGUACCCACACACCCACCUGGUCCAGCAUGCAAACCCUCGAGGCUCAGCCGGGCCCUGUUGCACCCCGACCAAGAUGUCUCCCAUCAACAUGCUCUACUUCAACGACAAACAGCAGAUUAUCCACGGCAAGAUUCCUGGCAUGGUGGUAGACCGCUGCGGCUGCUCCUAAGCAGAUAUUACACUUUGUUGGGGUGGGGGGUGGGGGAGUUAGGACGCAGGGGUGUUGGGUGGGGAAAAGAGGAAGGCUACACGUACACUCAUUCUUACACAUACACACACAUUCCUGCGUCUGUUUUACCACCCCAGCCCUAACCAGCAGACUGACUUAAGCUCUUCCCAAGACACCAAACCAUUUGCCCUUCAUCCUUCAUAAUUCCUCUUGGAUCUCUGCGCCUACUUCUCUCUGUAUGUGCUUGCUUUCCACACACCUUGGAAAAGAGCACACAAGCAUACAACGAAAAAGACAAGGGAACGUUUUUUUUUGUUCACUUAGCCUCUUGCUUUAGUGCAGCUUUCAGCAGAAAGGUAUAGAGGGAAUGAAUGGACAUUGACUGACUGAGAGAGAUUUAUACGAGAGUUUUCAAGUGUUGUUUUUUAUUGUCCAGAGUGAAGACUCAAGGGAAAUUAUAUAAUAUUAUAUUAUUUGGUCCUUUCUUUUAGGUGUUUGUUAGCUUUGUGGUUGCUCCCUUCUCAUUUCAAAAAGGUUUGUCCUUGAAGUUCAAUAUCAAUCCACACAUUUGCUAAAGAUUCACUCGAUCUAGGGAAGCUACAUAAGGCGUGUUCAUCAGAUGUCCAGUUUCACUCGCCACAUUUCUGCCACUGUUCUGUAACUUAGCAUUCAGACACAUCAGGUAGUAUCUGCAACUCAGGCACCUCCACCCCCACAAAUCAUAGAUCACUCGCAUAUGUCAAUAUCAAUGAUUCAUCUGAGGCCAAAAACUCUCAUCUUGUCCAUUGUACCAUCACAUAGGUACAGAAAAACAUAAAGUGCUUAAAAGACUUUCAACCAUCCCCCUCCCUUCUUCUCUCCAGAGGCAGGUAGCACCCUAGUGUGACAUUCCCAAGGGUUCAAGAACCCUUUCACGGCCACUUUGAUCUUCUUUUACUCGUGAUCUUGUAAAAGACAAAAAGAAACGGGAGAAGAAAAGAAGGUUUAUUUCACUGCCUGUAUACGUGAGCAGGAAAGGCCUUUGCCAGUGCUUUCUUUCUUUCUUUCUUUUUCUCUCUUUGCUGCCACAACAGCUGAGGUACCCAUAGCGUCAACGUACCCAAACUUAAUUGUGCUGCAUUAGUGAAAGAAACAGUGACUUUAACUACAUAUAUAUCAUACAUCCAGUAACCUAGUAUGUCAGACCUAGAACUGGCUGAAAGCUUUUUUUCUCUUAAUGGUUUUCUAGUGGGAGGAAAUGUAUCAAUAUUCUAGGUUUAAAUGAGAUGUAAGGCAAAUAACAAGUAUGACAAAUUUCCCACAUGCAAACUGAAUUUAAUUUUUGUCAGUAUUAAUGCUUUGCUGCAUAAUACCACAUUUUCAAAAGUCCUUGAAUGCUAUAUGGACAUAGCAGGACUAUUACAGCUUUGGUGUACAUGUCGACUCAAAGCUUUGAGAAAUGACCAAAAGAUGUAAAACUGAGAAGCAUCUGCAUGUUGAACACGGCACCACAUCAUGGAGGGAAAACCAACCAGACAGAGCAAAGCUCAUCCACCCAAACAUUUUGUCUUUCCAUGGGAAUUAAAGAUGUUGCUGUUAAACUGAAAUAGCUUUGAAAAGCCUCCAUCGCUCAAUGAGUUUGGACAGACUUACAAUGAACAUUUAAUAAGGAAUACCCCUCCGCCAUCCAAUACUUACACAUGUAAUACCCAACACACAGACUAUAGUCACACAUCUAUUAACUUUCCCUUCAGUCAGAGAGUCUCAUUGUUGGUGAAGAGUGAGAACCAAAAGUAUAAAUGACACUAUAGUUUUGUGUUAUAUGGCUACUCUGUUAAUGAAGGUCAAGAGGACUUGCAUGAUGAGAAUUAAAAACUGGAAGGAAAGACUAACCAAGACAUUAAGGGAGCCACUGCUUGUGACUGGAGAGACACUCAGCAAUGUAGAUAACGCAACGUAAUCAUCUUCGAUAGUAACAGAUUUUUUUCGGUUUUGACAUUUUCUUUUUUCAGUUUAUAUAAAUAUAUAUAUACACACACAAAUAUAUAUAAUACCAUAAUGUAUUAUAUAUAUCAAAAUUUACCCUUCCCUUAUUCCCAUUUCAAUGCUUUAUGGUACCGUGAACUAUGGAAGUGCUUGAACGAAAAUCAAAAAAAAAAAAAAAAAAAAAAGAAGUAGAAUAGAAAGCUUGAAGUCUGUCUUGUCCCCACCAGAUGUCAAAGCGAAGAAGAUGUCCCUUUGUUGGAAACGAAAGCACUAUGCCGUUGGAUAAAGGAAGAGCCUUCUGACAUUAUAUAUAAAUAAUAUAUGUGUAUAAUUUAAAAAAGGGGAAAGAUCCUUUCUUGGCACUCUACCUUACCAACAAUAAAUUUUGCACUAUGGGAAGUGAAUGCUGAGAGGAGUUGUAAUGUUUGUUUUCUCUGUUUGUAUUUUACCUUAUCGAGCACAAGAGCUUGUACAUGGAGUAUAAAAAUCAAGAGAAAAAAAAGAAGAAAAAAUACCGUCCAAACAUAUGGCUAUACAUUGUGUGGAAACUAGUGGGUCUGUUAAAAAAACUUUCUUUACCAUGAUGCUUUUCCAAACCCCAUCUCCAGAAGCGGAGGCCUUUGUCUAGCCCUCUCCAGCCGAGCAUCUCACAACUCUGUACGGAGACAUUGCUCUCACCAGCAAGUCAUUUGAACUGGAAUAUAGAAGUAGAUCACGGCAGGAUAUUCACAGGCCCUCCUGAGUUGGAGGGACUUGUUUUGAUGGACAGAUUGUUAUUCUGCUUUUUGCAUUGUAUGUGUUUUUGACUGUGUGAAUCUCGGGAGAUGAAUACAGGUUAUUGUCUGCUUGCCAAAGCCGUGAAUGAUGUGUUGUGUACAGUAAUGUAUGAGAGUUUACUUAACCCAACCUGUAGAACACAAAAAAGAUUAAAU
This is a messenger RNA of Clupea harengus (Atlantic herring), 4474 nucleotides long. It is a transcript of the gene gdf11, whose product is annotated as growth differentiation factor 11. Gene Ontology annotation, molecular function: growth factor activity; cytokine activity. The record is from RefSeq and is a predicted model, not a curated record. Gene Ontology annotation, cellular component: extracellular region. NCBI's taxonomy places the organism in Eukaryota, Metazoa, Chordata, Actinopteri, Clupeiformes, Clupeidae.